This is a messenger RNA of Schistosoma mattheei, 986 nucleotides long. The record is from the annotation of a GenBank genome assembly. Lineage: Eukaryota; Metazoa; Platyhelminthes; Trematoda; Strigeidida; Schistosomatidae.
UGCAAAAUGAUUGUACAUGUAACAGUAUAUAAACUGGACUAAUAUCAAUUCAUCAUAAAUAGCAUCAAUGAAUUCAACAUGUUAAUGUGUGCACUUUAAUUAACUCACACAAGAUACUUGGACAAAUCAGUGAAUUAUGAAUGACAUCAAAGUCCCACAAUCAUUAUCAGUUAUUCAAGCUACAACGACAAAUAAAAUGAAGUGGAUUAGUAAAAUUGCUUAUGGAACGGGUCAAAUGCUUAAAGAUCUUGUUGCAGGAGUUAUCAGUAUAUUCUACAUCAUAUUCUAUGAAGGUUGUAUCAGUUUGAGUAGUUCACAAGUUGGGGCAUUAUUACUGUGUGGUCAGAUUGCCAAUGGAUUAGCCACACCACUGAUUGGUUAUUUAUCAGAUCGUCCACUCGGCCUAACUGAAAAAUCGGCAACUGUUCACCAGUCGAUAACGUGUGAAGAUGGAAGUGUAAAGAAGGAUAAGAGGUUGUUCAGUCGAAUGAAACGACAGUUGAGACUUGGACAGAGAAAGUCAUGGCAUUUAGGUGGAUGUUUAUUGAUGCUUAUUGCCUUUCCGUUGAUGUUCGGACAACCGGAAUAUUUUGUUGGUCUUCCAAUUGUGGUGAAGUUAUUGAUCAAUGGCAUGUUUAUGAUUUGUGUUCAGGUAUGUUUUAUUGUAUGAAUGAAUGUUUGUGAUUGUGAUGUGGAGUUUUUGGAAUCACUCGGAAAAAUAUUAGGUGAUAAUGUUGGUCGAUUGAGUGAAUAUUUUAGUACGAUGUGUUUGAUCUAAAUCUAUGUAAAUGUGUAGACAUUGGAAUGAAUAUCACGAAGGCCUUAUUAUUUCAGUUUUAUUCAAUAAAAUGUCUGAACCCUUAUCAAUUUAGAUAUCUUAUUACUUAAGUUUUCUUGCCUUCUUUAGCUAAUAUUAUUAUGGUCACUUUACUGUUGUAUUUUGAUACUUACUAUCAUUUUGUCUAUCGUAAUCACAGUGGUUUUCA